AUCGUGUCUUCCUCUCACCGCCAAAGUCGUUUCCUUUACCAAAAACCCUUCCCUAGAAGCUUCAUCGUCAUCGCUUUCGGACACUGGACCUUCGUUGACUGUACAAUGACUUCUCCGGGAAAAUCUCCGAAAUCGGACCGCAAGUCUCCGACGGUCCUCACCGUUCAACCCUCUUCCCCGAGGUUCCCUCCGACCAGCACUCCGACGGCAGGAGCCCAGCGCAAGAUCGGGAUCGCCGUCGAUCUCAGCGACGAGAGCGCUUACGCCGUCCGAUGGGCCGUACAGAACUACCUCCGGUCGGGAGACGCCGUCGUGCUUCUCCACGUACGGCCGACAAGCGUCCUGUACGGCGCCGACUGGGGCGCGAUCGACUUGUCGCCGCAGUGGGACCCGGAGAACGAGGAGUCGCAGAGGAAGCUCGAGGACGAUUUCGACGUCUUCACGAAUGCGAAAGCGAACGAUAUAUCGGAGCCGUUGGUCGAGGCGGAGAUUCCGUUCAAGAUCCAUAUCGUGAAGGAUCACGACAUGAAGGAGAGGCUGUGCCUGGAGGUGGAGAGGUUAGGGUUGAGUGCUCUGAUCAUGGGAAGCAGAGGAUUCGGAGCUGCAGCCAAGAGGAGUGGCAAAGGGAGGCUGGGGAGUGUCAGCGAUUACUGUGUUCAUCACUGUGUUUGUCCCGUUGUGGUUGUGAGAUUCUCGGAUGAGAAAGAAGAUGGAGAAGAUGAGAAACAUGGUGAAAAUGGCGCCAAAUUUCCUUCCGACAGCGACAAGCUUCACACGGUGGCUGAGGUCGAGGGAGAGGGAGAAGACAAGGAAGAGCACUACCAUGAUGCUUCUGAUAAGCAACAACAAGGGUAGCUUCGAGUUCAGGAACAGGCAGGGAAAGCUUCAUAAAGACAUCGGAAAAAAACACACACGAAGUCUUCCCUUCCCGCGCCUUCUCUUCCCUUUCGGUGUUUUAUGAUGUUCAGACCCAUGUUUGUAAGUCUCGUGUUUUCUUCUGUUCCAAUCCAUGCUUUGUGUUUGUUUGUGGGAAAAGCGCAUUAAGAGAAUCUAUUGUCUUGCUGCUCUUGAUGCAUUAUGCAUAUUCCAGUUUCCGACCACCUACCUGUGUGAAUGCGAAUUUCAUCGUGGAAGUUUCGCUUUUGUUCUGUCCUGUUGUUGAAUUUGUGAUGCUUCCUACCUGACUUGUCGUGUAAAUAACAAAGUGAUUUUGAUA
Tarenaya hassleriana is the source of this 1216-nucleotide messenger RNA. Its product is annotated as universal stress protein PHOS32. The record is from RefSeq and is a predicted model, not a curated record. The transcript is spliced from 2 exons. The coding region runs from base 106 to 855 and encodes 249 amino acids. NCBI's taxonomy places the organism in Eukaryota, Viridiplantae, Streptophyta, Magnoliopsida, Brassicales, Cleomaceae.